AUGGCGAAUGAAUGCGAAGGCGUGGCUUACGCAGCGACCGAUAUGCCUACCUCGGCAUACGGCUUUUCGGCGCUGCAAUACGAACAGGAGCGCAGCUUUAAUAUUUACCGCGGCAAGGUUAUCGUGGUGAUGAAUAUCGCCUCCGAAUGAGCCCUGCAGACGGUCAAUUACCCAGGCCUGAGGACGCUGUACGACAAGUACAAGGCCGAUGGGUUUGACCUGAUUGCUUUCCCCUGCAACCAGUUCGGCUACCAGGCUCCCGGCACCAGCCAGGAGGAGCGGGAGUGGGCCUGGAAGAAAUUUGGAACCCAGUUUGAUGUGUACGACAAGAUAGAUGUGAACGGCCCCGAUGCGCACCCCCUCUACAAGUUCCUGAAGGCCCGGCAGCCGGUGUCCAUUCCCUCGGAUGUCCGGAGCCGACCUAACGGCGACAUUGAAUGGAAUUACGCCAAGUUCCUGGUGGACCGGGAGGGCAACCCGGUGAAGCGCUACAAGCCAUCGUACGACCCAGUGAACAUGGAGGAUGAUCCGCCUGAGUGUGUGCUACAUCCGGGUCGCAAGGUCUGCAAGGUGGACCUGUGA
Volvox carteri f. nagariensis is the source of this 582-nucleotide messenger RNA. RefSeq names its product glutathione peroxidase, selenoprotein. Gene Ontology annotation, molecular function: glutathione peroxidase activity. The record is from RefSeq and is a predicted model, not a curated record. Gene Ontology annotation, biological process: response to oxidative stress. The transcript is spliced from 9 exons. NCBI's taxonomy places the organism in Eukaryota, Viridiplantae, Chlorophyta, Chlorophyceae, Chlamydomonadales, Volvocaceae.